Saccharomyces paradoxus is the source of this 981-nucleotide messenger RNA. It is a transcript of the gene GLO1, whose product is annotated as lactoylglutathione lyase GLO1. The coding region runs from base 1 to 981 and encodes 326 amino acids. Gene Ontology annotation, molecular function: metal ion binding; lactoylglutathione lyase activity. The transcript has a single exon. The record is from RefSeq and is a predicted model, not a curated record. NCBI's taxonomy places the organism in Eukaryota, Fungi, Ascomycota, Saccharomycetes, Saccharomycetales, Saccharomycetaceae.
AUGUCCACUAAUAAUACCUAUUUUCCAAUCAAGAUUGAAAAAGCUUCGAAUGAUCCAACCCUUUUGCUCAAUCAUACAUGUUUAAGAGUCAAGGAUCCAGCAAGGACCGUUAAGUUCUAUACCGAACACUUCGGUAUGAAGCUGCUGAGCAGAAAAGAUUUUGAAGAAGCGAAGUUUAGCUUGUACUUUUUGAGCUUCCCAAAAGACGACAUCUCUAAAAACAAGGAUGGAGAGCCUGAUGUUUUCAGCGCACAUGGUAUCUUAGAACUAACCCACAAUUGGGGUACUGAAAAAAACCCGGACUACAAGAUCAACAAUGGAAAUGAGGAACCCUAUCGCGGGUUUGGGCACAUCUGUUUUUCUGUAUCCGAUAUCAAUAAAACUUGCGAAGAGUUAGAAUCUCAAGGUGUCAAGUUCAAGAAGAGACUUUCUGACGGAAGACAGAAGGACAUUGCCUUUGCUUUGGACCCCGAUGGAUACUGGAUUGAGUUGAUUACAUAUUCUAGAGAGGGCCAGGAAUACCCAAAGGGCCCAAUUGGCAACAGGUUCAAUCAUACCAUGAUCCGUAUUAAGAACCCAACGAGAUCUUUAGAGUUCUACCAAAAUGUGUUGGGCAUGAAAUUAUUAAGAACCAGUGAGCAUGAAAGUGCAAAAUUUACAUUAUACUUUCUAGGUUAUGGCGUUCCAAAGACAGACAGCGUUUUUUCAUGUGAAAGUGUGUUGGAACUAACUCAUAAUUGGGGAACGGAGGAUGAUCCCAACUUUCAAUACCAUAACGGUAACUCAGAGCCCCAAGGUUAUGGUCACAUCUGCAUAAGUUGUGAUGAAGCUGGCGCCCUCUGUAAAGAAAUUGAAACCAAAUACGGCGAUAAGAUCCAAUGGUCUCCUAAAUUCAACCAAGGCAAAAUGAAGAAUAUAGCCUUUUUGAAGGAUCCCGACGGUUAUUCCAUCGAAGUCGUCCCACAUGGUUUAGUUGUCUAA